AUGGGGAUCAACGACGAAGGAAAGCUUCCCUUAGGUCGUAGAUACGUUCCGAGAGCUAUUUUGGUUGAUCUCGAUCCAGGAAGCUUGAACGCGGUGAUGUCGGGUCCGUGUGGAAGACUGUUCAAGCCUGACAAUAUGGCUGCAGGUCAGGCUGGCGCGGCGAACAAUUGGGCAAAAGGUUACUACACCGAGGGCGCCGAAUUGGCCGAUGUUGCGUUGGAUCUGAUUCGUUCGGAAGUCGAGGCCUGCGAUUUGAUGCAAGGUAUUCAAAUGGUUCAUUCACUGAGCGGCGGAACCGGCGGCGGAACGUCCGCGUUGCUGAUGACCAAGCUGAAGGAGGAAUAUCCGGAGAGGAUACUAAAGACGUACAGCGUGAUACCGUCGCCGUUGAUGUCGGACGUGGUGGUAGAGCCGUACAACGCGAUGCUCAGCCUGAGCAAAUCGAUCGAGUGCACCGACCAAACGUUUUGCAUCGACAAUCGGGCGCUGCAUCACAUAUGCACGCACGUCCUAAAACUCGCCACGCCGACGUUCAACGAUCUGAAUCACUUGAUAUCCAAUUACGUGUCAGGCAUCACGGCCUGCUUCAGAUUCCCCGGCCAACUGAAUACCGAUCUGAGGAAAUUGCUGGUCAACCUGGUGCCAUUCCCCAGGCUUCACUUCUUCGUGCCGGCGUACGCGCCGCUCCUCUCGCGAAGUGCCCGCCCGUACACGAUCCUGACGGUUCCGGAACUGACGCAGAGGCUAUUUCACGCGAACAACAUGUUCGUUUACUGCGACCCGAGGCUGGCCAAGUUCCUCACGGUGGCUGCGAUCUUUAGGGGCAGGAUGUCGACCAAGCUGGUCGACGAGCAAAUGUUGAACAUACGAGACAGAAACAGUCCGUACUUCGUCGAAUGGAUACCGAACAACGUACAGACCGCGAUGUGCGACGUCGCUCCGCGGGGACUCUCCAUGAGCGCCAGCUUGAUAUCGAACACGACAGCGAUACAGGAAUCGUUUAAAAAAUUAGCGAGCGCGUUCGACGACAUGUUGAAGAAACGAGCGUACUUGCAUUGGUACGCGGCCGAGGGAAUGGACGAGGCCGAAUUUUCCGACUGCCGAUCGACGAUCCACGACCUCGUCUCGGAGUAUCAACGUCAGCAAGAAGCGGUGGCCGAAACUACGAUCGUCGAGGACGAUCUGGCGAUGAUGGAGGACGAGGACUGA
This is a messenger RNA of Frieseomelitta varia, 1209 nucleotides long. Its product is annotated as tubulin beta chain-like. Gene Ontology annotation, biological process: mitotic cell cycle; microtubule cytoskeleton organization. Gene Ontology annotation, cellular component: microtubule; cytoplasm. Lineage: Eukaryota; Metazoa; Arthropoda; Insecta; Hymenoptera; Apidae. Gene Ontology annotation, molecular function: GTPase activity; structural constituent of cytoskeleton; GTP binding. The transcript has 3 exons. The record is from RefSeq and is a predicted model, not a curated record. Bases 1 to 1209 code for a protein of 402 amino acids.